UUUUCUUCAACAUGUACUGAACGGCAAAACUUCGGCACAUCCCGCUGCUUGCCUUUUUGGUGAUAUUUUCCACCACAGCACGGAACAUCAAUGAAUACAAUGUUAGUGAGGAGUAAACCGCAGUAGUAGUGUCGGUGAUAAUUCUGCUUUAUUUUCUCAUUAUACGUAUACUUCUCUCCAUCUUACCCUUUGUUCGUCGAGCUCCAAUUCAUCCAAAGACCUUCACAAUGUAUUCCGCAAAGAGAAUCUCAAGCGAGAUUCUUUGUGUUGAAAUUGAUGAAAUCGUUUCUUCUGAUUAACUAUUGCAUUUAUCUUUGGAUGAAUGUCGAUUCAGCUAUCUUUUACUUUCACGACAACUGAGCUCUCGACGUACCAUAGCUCUCGAAUCAAUGAAGUUGCUUGAAUUUACUAAAUAGCUUCUAUUCAUAUCCGCUUUAAAACCAAGAGUAUACUCACCGGAACCUACAAAAAUGGCCGGUGAAACCGCGUUCCCACGAGGCAGAACAGCAAGCAUGUCAUCCCAAAAAUCUGCAUCUCCCGUCAAUCGCACAUUUCUCAAAUCCUCCCUCAAAAAACCCUCCGAUCCCUCCGUGAAAGAUUCCUCAUCGAACCCACCCACCCCUCAAUCCUCCCAACAUGAAUCCUUCUCCCAAAAAAUCCGACCCAAAUCCUUCCCCCUAUCAAAUAUCAAAGCCCCAGUCUGGCUUUCCAAUUUCCGGGCUUCCAAAACCGGAGCUUACGCGCUCCAAUUUUUGGAUAUAUCCCGAAGAUGGUUUUUACGACAUGUUUUUAAAUUCUUCCUUGCAGCUCUCGUUUAUACCGGCCUAAUAUUCUUAAUUGCAAAAGAUAAUGCAAUAACCAGUCGAAAUAAUCUGACAUACAUAUCCGAUUUGUUGAAGGUAGCAGGCGGAUUCCCCGAAACGCUUGACGAGGGAUAUUUAGUCGACAAUAUCCCUCCUGCAUUUCAAAAAGCUGGAACGGUUUUGAGAGAUUUUUAUAAUGAACGUAUUGAGAAUGAUGAUCCGUUUGCUUGGCCAGUGCAUGCUUUACUGGCGGAAGUAGAAGCCAUUGAUUUUGGCUGGGAAUCCUUUAGAGAAUCCAGAGAUGAGGCGGUUACAAGUAUCAAGGAACAAGUAAAAUCAUCGCGCUUGGUAUUUCAGGACGAAUUGAAAAGAUUGAGAGGAGUAGGAGCAAAGAACAGAAACAGAACGUCGUGGAAAAGACUGGGAAAAAAAUUAUUGUUGGAUGAUCCCUAUGAGUCGAGGGCACAUUUCGACGCAAAGAAUUUUGCCAAUAUCACGGGUAGUAUCCAGAAUUACAUAUCCACAUGGCGGGCAACUUCAAUCCCGCAAUUGAGCUACAGACUUACAUCCACGAAAAGAGGACCCACGGGAGGAUUACCCGGCAAAAUGAAUGAAGUCCGGAAAAAAUGGCCAAAGAUAGAUUGGAGAAACUGGAAAUUUUUCCGUCCGCCGGUAGAUAAACUGGAAGAGGUGAGGGAAGAAGCUAUCAGUAUUUUGAAGAGAGUGGAUGGGAUGUAUGGGGGAUUUUUGUCGGUAAUUCAUUUGUUAGAUUUAGCUGCGGACAAGGAAAAGCGGAGAGGAUUUGGGGAGGAGCAUUUAGAGGAGUUGUUGGGAGUGUUUGAUGAGACAUUUCGGAGGUUGCAACAGGCAGAGUGGGACAAUUUUGAGAGGUCUAUUGCUCGAACUUAUCCUUUGUGAGGGUUCAGUUGUACCACUGUUGGUAUCAAUACAAAGGAGAAGGGCUGCUUGCCGUGUAUGGGUACCAUUUUCAUCUAAAUCGUGGGAGAUAAUUUUUUUAAAGUCAUAUAAAGUUGCAUCAAUUUGAACGAUACUUUACUACCGGUAACUGCAAAGCUAGCAAAACCAUGAGCUUUUGAAGACUUUAAUGUUAUGCCUGGGGUCUUACUUCACUAAAUCUCUCCAAUAAGUAAUUGUUAAUGAUGGUGGAGUGUUCUGGACUAAUAAGACGUAAUAAUUAUUCGACAUUCAGCUUCCAUGUCACAAUAGAAGGUCGUAGUAAGUUCAAGCCACAUCACCAAAUGCAUAGAGACAGCAUGUAACUCUUGAAGUAUUUGAUUAUUAUCGGCGGAUUUCUCGAGUAACUUGGAAUUUUCGUUGAUAAAUCUCCGUGAUCUUAUUCAAGGACAAAAUGCUAUUUACAAAUGUGGUUCUCAACCCGGAAUCCCAAUCAAAGACAAAAGGUAACAUGUAGGUACUA
This is a messenger RNA of Sclerotinia trifoliorum, 2241 nucleotides long. The record is from the annotation of a GenBank genome assembly. NCBI's taxonomy places the organism in Eukaryota, Fungi, Ascomycota, Leotiomycetes, Helotiales, Sclerotiniaceae.